Molecule: messenger RNA, 1599 nt
Organism: Cladocopium goreaui
Lineage: Eukaryota; Dinophyceae; Suessiales; Symbiodiniaceae
Source: the annotation of a GenBank genome assembly
AUGUGCGCGGAUGACCGCUCUUUGUGCGCGGAUGACGCGGUUUCUCUGUGCGCAGAUGACUCGUUUGCAAUGUGCGCAGAUGACUCGCUUUCAAUGCGUCAAGCAGCUCCCACCAGUCUCCGGGUGCCUGUGCAAGUGACCGUACCGAUGGACAGCGGAGUGCGGGUGACGUUGGCAUGGGCACCAGGAGCAGGCUCAGCGAGCGAUCCCUCGCUGCCGUCGGACUGUGCCUCCCAGAGCUAUCAGUUGGAGGUCAAGUUGCAGACGGAGACCGAUUGGGGAACACCAGAAGGUUGUCAAUCCUUGGGAAGUGCCACCACCUGCACAGCCCUUUUCCUGCAGUGCAACACGGGCUACGACGCCCGGAUCCGUGCCUCCUGUGUUCCUGUGGGGGCUAGCAGCGAUUGGAGCAGCUUCAGUCGCUUCAGCACGGCCAACGUAGGAAGCUGCCUGCGCCCCGCCUCUGCCCCUCAGCUGCUGCGCAACACAUCGGUGUCCACCACCUCAAUGGAGGUGUCCUUCAGCGCUGGGGCGGCCGGGGACUGCGUCUUCAGUGGCUUCGAGCUGCAGUACCAGAAAGAUGGGGAAGAGACCUGGACCUCCCUGCCCUUGACGGCGGGCUCCCUGCAAGUGCGCGCCGGCCCGAGCGUGGUGAUUACCUCCCUCCAAGAGGCCACGAGAUACUUUUUCAGAGCUCGGGAGCUGUGCAGCAACGGUGCUCCAUUGAGCUCUCCAUGGGGCAACACCGAGGAGCCUUUGCAAACCCUAGGGGUACCACCUGUAGAACAACCCAUUUCCAUUGAUCCACUGGGACUGGUGACCGGUACCUUAGUGCCUCAGAGGCUGAUGCUGUUCUUCGAGUCUGACUUGGAUUUGGGCGACAGCACACGAGAGAUCAGCGUUUGUCCAUCGCUGGUGGGCACUGCGGAAGCCCCUGGGGCUUGCCAAUGCGUCAGUGCUGCUGAUUGCGCUUCCAAAUGCGUCCGCCGCAGCGACGGCGAUAUGGGCGUUCUGUUGCUGAGCGCGCGCGUGUUGUUGGUGGAUUUAACGGCCAGACUGCCACGACCCUUGACCGCCUGCCCCUACGAUGUGAUCGUUGAGGAAGGCGUCUUGAAGACACAGCUCACGCCGUCGAAGGACUCCCCAAGUGUACUUUGGAGCUUCACCUAUUCACCACCGAUGCCCACUGGUUCGGUGACGUUGUACUCCAGCACCACCACAUCUUUGACGAUGCACGUCUCCUGGGACAUGCCUAUGACGGUGACCUGUGGUGUGCGAGAUGGAUCCGGAGGCUUGGCACAAGUCUCCGCAGAGGAGGAUUUCACCGGGGCGCGUGCUUUUGUGGAGGUUCGCAUCACCGGCCUGGUUCCCUUCACUCAGUACACCGUGGUCUGCAUAGGUGCGGCCAUUGGUGACAGCAUCUUGACGGCCAACGUGACGCGGUUGCAGCGGCAGCGCAGCGCUUGCAGCGGUUGCAGCGGCGUGGCGACGCAGAGGGACACGGAUGAUAGCGUCAGCAGCAUCAACUUGAACAUUCAGGACCGGACUCCGAGAGGAGAUCAUGGAGAGGAUGGCAAGCUGGAAACAUCCCAUUUCUAA